Molecule: messenger RNA, 2116 nt
Organism: Notodromas monacha
Lineage: Eukaryota; Metazoa; Arthropoda; Ostracoda; Podocopida; Cyprididae
Source: the annotation of a GenBank genome assembly
AAAAAGAAUGACUGAAGUGUUCUGGCCGGCGUUGGGCUCGUUGGCCGCGUCGGCGGUCGCGUGGAAAUGCGUGCGGAGUAGCGUGAAUUGUUGGUUUUGCCACGGGGACGCCGUGACGUGGCGUUGGCGGGCCAAUUCCUGGUUCUGUCCCAGCUGCUGCCAGUACAACGGAUUCACCAAAGACGGCGGCUACAACCAGCCGGUGCCGGGACAGGCGGCGCAGGAGGCGGAUGUUUCGGUGGACUUCGGGCUCCCGUCUCAAGACCUGGGCAUGGGGAAUGUCUUGUGUCUUCACUGCAAUUUCAAACAGGGGCUGAAAAUCGACGCUUUGCGCAAUUUCACUCCGUCCAGCGAGCUUGCUUAUGACGAAGAAUUGUCAAGAUUCAAGGCUUCGUUGGAAGAAGUCUUCCCGCUUUGUCCGCAGUGUUCUUUGAGGGUCAAUGAUUUGCUUCGUCGAUUGGACUCGAAAUUUAGCAAGGAUUUAAUCCAAACGCGUUGGCAACGAGCGAAUCGCCCUCCGCAUAUUUCCAAUCCGCAGAAACCCUCUGCCAGAAGUCGUCUGAAAGCCGCAUUCAGAGACAAGCUCACCGUCUCUCAACGCCUUCUCCGCGUUUUGCACGCUGUGACUCUACAAGUGUUCAUCGUCUUUUUACCCAGUCUUGAACCCGUUUUGCUCAAUUCGCUGCGUAACUGGGUUCCAAGGGAUGUUUCCGACCCUCUGACACACAAGUGCCCAAAUGACCCGCUAACCAAUGGCCUCGUAAGCCCGCACGUUCAGCCUUGCACAAACGACAACCGCCAAUUGCCCAUUUGGGCGGCCGAGUGGCUGGCGCCUUUCGUCGUCCUCGCCAGUCUGUUUGAAGGACGGCAUCUGAAAACUUUGUUGACGAAACCUCGCAUUGAAGAAGAAGUUAUGCUCAGUCGUGAGACACCAUGCGUAAGAAAUGUGGAAGACGCGUGUGGACCCAAGGACCAGGUUUUUGUGAGCAGGAGUAAAGUGACUAUGAUGGAUGACGUUGAGAUGAUGGACACUAGUGAAGACGUGUUGUUGCCGGCAGUGAGGGAGCUGAAGAUCGGCGAUCGAUUCGACGCACUGAAUAUCGGGGAUUUCGUGAAACGAAACGGGAAUGUUUUUGAACGAUUUCAGCCGAAUGGUUUGCCGGAAAACGUCACGCAAUUUAAGGAAAAUCGCGGUGAACCAGAGUUGCCGAGACCGCAACGACACGGACUUCCCGUCGUCCGCUUCCGACAUCCANGGGAUGUUUCCGACCCUCUGAAUGUGUUCACGGGUUUACUGGGCGAUUGGUUACCCAUCAACAACGUGGCUGCAUUAAUAUUCGCAGCCUUGAUUUUGCGGUCGGAGCAUUCGGGCGUGCAAGUCGGAACGUGUUUGCUGUUGGCGGUUUUGCCCAUUUGGGCGGCCGAGUGGCUGGCGCCUUUCGUCGUCCUCGCCAGUCUGUUUGAAGGACGGCAUCUGAAAACUUUGUUGACGAAACCUCGCAUUGAAGAAGAAGUUAUGCUCAGUCGUGAGACACCAUGCGUAAGAAAUGUGGAAGACGCGUGUGGACCCAAGGACCAGGUUUUUGUGAGCAGGAGUAAAGUGACUAUGAUGGAUGACGUUGAGAUGAUGGACACUAGUGAAGACGUGUUGUUGCCGGCAGUGAGGGAGCUGAAGAUCGGCGAUCGAUUCGACGCACUGAAUAUCGGGGAUUUCGUGAAACGAAACGGGAAUGUUUUUGAACGAUUUCAGCCGAAUGUUUUGCCGGAAAACGUCGAAAAUCGCGGUGAACCAGAGUUGCCGAGACCGCAAGUGAUUCGACGCCUCGUCCCACGUCCGUCGUCCAUUUGCAGCGACACGGACUUCCCGUCGUCCGCUUCCGACAUCCACGGCUUCAACUCUAGUCGCGGCGACGACGACGAACGUACCGUUAGUGACGUGGAUGACACGUUUUCCCUGUUGGAUGCUCCGAGGAAAAGCAGCGGCUGGGUGUCCUUCGUGCUUGGAUCAGUGGCCAUCACGAGCAUGAUGAUUAGUUUGUUCCUCAUUUUGUUCCUCGUGUCAGCCGAUCGCGCGAUUGAGCUCGGGAAAUGGCUGAAGGAAUCGAGGAAGUUUUGA